This is a messenger RNA of Spodoptera littoralis (African cotton leafworm), 888 nucleotides long. The record is from the annotation of a GenBank genome assembly. Lineage: Eukaryota; Metazoa; Arthropoda; Insecta; Lepidoptera; Noctuidae.
AUGCCGCAUAAGAAGCCAUCGUCUAGUCGACCUAGUUACAUGAAUAACAAAUUGCACUUACCUCCAGAAUUUGAACAGGAAAUCCCAUCAAAACCAUCAUGGACUAAACCACAGCAAGCAAGUUAUCCAUCAUCCUGGGCUCCUGACGAGGGACGACGCCCACACAAGCCAAAUUGUGAUAACCAUGAAAAUUAUUCCGAUGACGAUUCAGUGUAUUACGGUAUGUCCGAUUCUGUAGUGACUGAUCAGCGACCUGUAAACUACCCUUAUGAAUACGAGGCUCUUCAUCAGUCGCCGAGUUCAUCACAGAAGCGUCCAUUCAGGCGACCAACUCAAGUAGUGUAUGCUGGAGGUCCUGAAUAUGAAAACGAUCGCGUUUCAAGACCACCACACGGUGAUGGCCAGUGGGUUUUGUUAUCAACAACGAAAGGAUACCGAAAUAAGAAGCGUCAAAGAUCUUUAAAUCCGCCAGCUGAUGACCGCGCAGAUGUAUCAACUAUGACAUCACACCAAGCUGUAGCGUUGACUGUGUUACCGGUGGAUAAAGCUCGCACUAAUAUGACAACGUCACAUGGCGGCAUGUUAGAAGUAGAAAAGAGUUUCCAAACUGUUGAAGAAUCAAAAAGGGAUAUGGACAAGAAGAAUGACUUAGAUGUUGCAAUGACACAGUUUAGGCCAGUUGUGAAUAAGAAUAGACUUGUAAAGAGGAAGAUUGUGUCUAAUGUGUCUCCAGACAGCUCGACGUUGUUAGCUGCAGUAGGUGCUGGCAUGGUACCAGCCACCAUGGCCAUGGUGGUACCCAUGAUGUUAGGGAAACGGAGGAGAAGAGAAAUAAAUAGAACACCAGAUGAUUCUCAAUUAGACAAUUUAUUAUUAUAUAAAUAUUGA